CUUCUCUUCCUCCCUCUCCUCCAUCGUCCCUCGUUGCUCUUUUGCAUCCGUCUCUCCAGCGUCAAUAAUCAAAAGCAGCGAACUUCACAAUGGGCUUCUUCAUCGAUAAGAUCCCCACUGCCCUCUCGCCUAACCGCGACGGCCCCUUCAUCAAGGACGGCACCGGCUUCUCGCGCAUGUUUGCGCCCUCCUACAACUUGGUCGUCCUCUUCAUCUUCCUCUGCCUCACCGGCUACCACUUCUACAGCCUCCACUUCGGCAAGGUCCAUGGCGAGAAGCAGCCCCUUCUCGGAGCCACCGCCAAGCCCCUCUCCAAGGCUACCAUCUACUACCGCCGUGUCCGCUCGCUCCUCCUCUACCAGCCCGCUGGCCGCUACGCUGAGUCCUACGGCACCAUGCUCGCCAUUGCUUUCUACCUUGGCCUCAACCUUUUCUACCUGUUCUUCCACAACUCCACCCGCCACGUUACCAUCUUCGGUGACCGUCUCGGAUUCAUUGCUGUGACCAACAUGCCCCUUCUCUUCCUCCUCGGAGCCAAGACUGGUCUCCUUGUCCAGUGGACCGGCUGGUCGCAUGAGGGAUACAACAUUCUCCACCGUCACGUUGGCCGUGUUGUGUGCUCUGCUGCCGUCCUCCACGUCGUCUUCUACUCGCUCGCUUGCCCCAUCUCCGUCAUGGUCCACGUCACCACCAUCUUCGUCGCUCUCUUGGCCACCAUCUCGUUCGUCAUCAUCUUGAUCUCGUCCGUUGCUCCCCUCCGUGCCAAGACCUACGAGUUGUUCUUGUACCUCCAUGUCUAUCUCGUUGUUGCGAUCCUCCCCCUGUUGUACUUCCACUUUGAGCGUGUCCGCCCCUACGUUAUUGCCUCGGCUGUUGUCUUUGUCUGGGACAGAAUCAACCGUUUCAAGAACGCCCACCACGUCAUUGCCCACACCACCAUCCUUUCCGGCAACACCGUCAAGCUCUCGCUCGACGUCAACUCGACCUCGCACGAGAUCCACUGGAAGGCUGGCCAGUACGUCUAUGUGUCGAUCAGCAACCUCGCUCGCCAGCAGGCUCACCCCUUCACCAUUGCCUCGCCCCCCAACCCCAACACUCUUGACCUGAUCAUCCGUGCCCGUAAGGGUUUCUCCAAGUCGCUCUUCCUCUCCGAGGUUUCCGAGCACAAGGUUACCUUCCACGGACCCUACGGAACUCCCCCAUCGUUCGAGGGUGCCGACAAGGUCAUCUUGCUUGCUGGUGGUGCCGGUAUCUCGUACGCCUAUCCCGAGGCCAUCGAGCUUGCCUCGUCGACCGGCCACUACGCUGCUGCCAACCCCGAGGUUGACUUCUUGUGGGUUGUCCCCUCGCGUGACUUUGCCACCUGGGUCGACCUCAAGGAGGACUACAACGUCGACUUCAAGAUCUGGGUCACUGCCGAGCAGGGACGUCCGGAUAUCAAGAAGUACGUCAAGGACUCGAUCAUCGCCGCCGGCCCUGGUGCCCGCGUCUGCAUCGGUGUCUGCGGCCCUGCUCCUCUUGUCCGCGACUCGCGCAAUGCUUCCUCUGAGAUGCUCUGGGAGGGCAACAACGUUGCUUUCUACUCUGAGAACUUCGGAUGGUAAGCGGUGUGGCGAUGAUGCAUUUUUCUCUCAUCAUUUAAAAAUGGUUGGUUUAUAAAGACUCCUUUUUUCUACUUUUUUUCUAUAUAUAAUCGGGGGGGGUUUUACAGGUGUGGAGGCAUAUACCGCGGUGUUUUUUUCUUUUUUCAAAGAUGAAAUGAUUUUAUUUUUUGAUCUUUCUUCUUUCUUUAUCACACGCGAUCACUUUUUUUUUUCUCUUCUUUCUACCCACUUCUUUUCAGCUUGAUGUUUUUCUGAGAAGAAAGAC
Molecule: messenger RNA, 1869 nt
Organism: Myxozyma melibiosi
Lineage: Eukaryota; Fungi; Ascomycota; Lipomycetes; Lipomycetales; Lipomycetaceae
Product: FAD-binding domain-containing protein
Exons: 2
Coding region: 90-1604 (504 amino acids)
Biological process (GO): copper ion import; intracellular iron ion homeostasis; iron ion transport
Cellular component (GO): plasma membrane
Molecular function (GO): ferric-chelate reductase activity
Source: RefSeq, a predicted model, not a curated record